Heterotrigona itama is the source of this 1489-nucleotide messenger RNA. The record is from the annotation of a GenBank genome assembly. NCBI's taxonomy places the organism in Eukaryota, Metazoa, Arthropoda, Insecta, Hymenoptera, Apidae.
AUGAUUGAAAAAGUUCUUUUCAAAUAUGGGAAACGAAUGUAUUUUAAAGAUGCGCUGCUACGACAAGUAAGUGUAGAAAAUAUAAUACGCAUAUAUAACAAUGAAAUGAAAUGAAAUGAAACGUAAUCCUUGUUAUUCCAUGAAUUAGGCGCAACAACAGUUUCGUAACAGCGAUACAGCUACAGAUAAUGCCAAGACCGAUGCCAUCGUUGGUGCAGGAAAUCCCUCUUUCUUAGGAAUACAAACUAUAUUCACCAGCGAAUUAAAAAUUACCGACGAACGAUGUUACGAUCCUUUACCGAUAUUUAGAAUUUUAAACCCAUCGCACGAACGCGUACAAUUACCAGAGGAUUUCAAGUUGGAUGAAAAUACUUUAACUAAAAUAUAUCGUAAAAUGGUUACGCUAAAUAUAAUGGACAAGAUCCUGUAUGAAUCUCAACGACAAGGACGUAUAUCAUUUUACAUGACUAAUACGGGAGAAGAGGCAAUCCAGAUUGGUUCUGCGGCUGCUAUUACACUGGAAGACGUUAUAUAUGCUCAAUAUCGUGAAGCAGGUGUUUUGUUGUGGCGUGGACACACUAUCGCAGACUUUAUGAAUCAGUGUUACGGUAAUCACAAAGAUGCUGCGAAGGGAAGGCAAAUGCCUGUUCAUUAUGGAUCGAAAAAAUUGAAUUUCGUUACUAUUUCAUCUCCUUUGACGACGCAACUACCUCAAGGUAGUAUCGCACGGUUUCUCCUUAUUCUGCUUCGAGUUGUACGACAAUUUUUUUCAAUAACUCAACAGAACUCUUUAGCCGUAGGUACAGCUUACGCGCUCAAGCGAUCUAAAAGAAAUGCAUGUGCAGUUUGUUACUUUGGCGAAGGAGCUGCUAGCGAAGGAGAUGCUCACGCAGCUUUCAAUUUUGCUGCUACUUUGGACUGUCCGAUCUUUAAAGGUGAUGGGAUCGCAGCAAGAGGACCGGCGUACGGGAUACCAACGAUCCGCGUAGAUGGUAACGACGUCCUUGCUACGUACCAUGCAACAAAAGUUGCUCGUGAAUUUUCCAUUCGGAGCAAGAAACCCUUUCUGAUCGAAGCCAUGACUUAUCGCGAUGAAAUAGCCUAUUGGAAUCAUUACAUGCCGAUUAUUAGAUAUCACAAUUACUUGGAGUCGAUUGGUUUGUGGUGUGAACGACGAGAUACAGAGUUAAAGAAACACGUAAAAAAUUCCGUUUUGCUUGCUUUUGCGGAAGCAGAAAAGGAACGCAAAGCAUGCUGGAAAGAGCUAUUUACAGAUGUAUAUCGUACAAUGCCAAAGCAUAUAAGGUUCGUUUAUUUUUUCAUUGGAACGGCAAUACGUCGUUCUUUGAAAUAUUUUACAAGUGAAUAUUUCAAAUUUCUUUCAUUGCGAAUGUAUUUUUUAAAUUUCAGUAAACAAAUGUACUCUAUGGAGAAACAUGUUGGGGAAUUUCACAAACGUUAUCCCUUGCACUCUUUCGAACAAGCUACU